Molecule: messenger RNA, 642 nt
Organism: Thelazia callipaeda (thelaziosis nematode)
Lineage: Eukaryota; Metazoa; Nematoda; Chromadorea; Rhabditida; Thelaziidae
Source: the annotation of a GenBank genome assembly
GCAACUGAAAAAAUCGAACCGCGGAAAGAAAAUGCUAACAAUCCAUCACUAGACAUGGACUUCGUACUUCAUUGUGCUGUCUGCGCAUUAGAGUUUCCAGCCAAACAAAUCUUGAAACAUAUGGACCGGUGUUUUGUACGCAUUGAAAAGCAAAGUUGCUAUGGCACGCCAAAUAAGUCAACAGUCAAUCCUUAUGAUUUAUUUUGUGAGCAGUUUAAUAAGGCCAAUAACACUUAUUGUAAGCGCCUUCGUGUAUUAUGUAGUGAACAUUACAAGCCUUCUGAGGAUGUUACAAAGGUAUGUGGUUACCCGUUUUCAUGGAGCAAAAGUGAACAUCGUCCUGUCAUUAAAGCAUUUGAAAAUCUGGAUGGUCUGUUGCGAGAAGGAUUUUGCUAUCAGCGACGUAAAGAUUGUCUUCAGCAUCAUAACUGGAUACAAAAUGCCUUGGGACUAAUCAGUGUGGAAAUGCUCAAUCUUUUGAUCAAAUUGGAUGAGUGGUUUGAACGGAAGCGUGCUCUCAAUGUCAUGGAAACCAUGCGUGGUGAUGUACUCUCUCUUCUUUGUAAUAAAACUGUUCGUUGUGAUGUAUCAGAGGAUGAAAACUCUGAAGAUAUGACAGUAGACGUCGUGUCAGAUGGUUAA